Molecule: messenger RNA, 1308 nt
Organism: Phytophthora infestans T30-4
Lineage: Eukaryota; Oomycota; Peronosporomycetes; Peronosporales; Peronosporaceae
Exons: 2
Coding region: 49-1308 (419 amino acids)
Source: RefSeq, a predicted model, not a curated record
GUCUGCAGUCCACAACUACCGUCCUUAAGCGCCAGAGCAUUCUCCAUGAUGAAAUGUUUCUCGUUGCUCACUGCUGUCGCCUUUGCACUGACCCAGUCGGUCGUCGAUGGAGCUCUAUCCGUCACGUCCACUGAGCCCACGCGCUCCAAUAAUGGUCCAUUCCUCGAGAAGGUUUGGAUCAUCGAAGGUGACGCCGGCGACAUGCUCGACGACUUGAAGGUGCAAGUCGCGGGUAACGUGUUCGUGGACUACGACGCGUCACUCGCUGCGGAUGGCAACGUGGCGGCCAGGGUAAUUAUGCGCAGCAGCUCGCCUGACAUGGUGGGUCUUGUGGACGUCGUCGUGCAUGAAGCUGACGGUAACGGGAUCCGCAUUCACUACAAGAACACGAACGCUCGCGUCGUCGGCGAAGUGGUGACACAAAUCAUUGUGAGCGACCGGAACGCGCUCUCUAGUGUCAGUGCCACGCACUCCGACAGCGUCGUCCUGGGUGACGGCGUCGUGGUGAAGGAUGAUCCGUCCACCAGUCUGGAGCUCGAUACGAGCGGUGAUGCUGCAAUCUACGUCGGCUCCUUGACGCAGGACCAGGUUGUGCUGAAAAGCCUCAGUAUCGCUAGCUCUGGCGAUGGCUACGUGCAAUUCCUGGCCUCGUCGAUCCAAGCCGAUGCCAUCACUGUCUCUCUAUCUGGAGACAGCAAGGCGGUCGUUGCGGCAACCGACCACAUCACUGUCGAUUCGAUGGUCUCCGCUAUCUCAGGUGACGGCAAGAUCUUCGUGGAGACGGCCAAUCUUCAAGCGCAAAAACUCUCAGCUACUCUAUCAGGAGACGGUAAAGUGUCGUACUCCUCUUCUGGAUCGUGCGUGGAUCAGACUAUUCAUCUAAGUGGUGACGCCUCCGUCUACGCUGGAUCUAUUGUCUGUAAGAAUUCAAUGGUAGCAACGUCUGGAGACGGCAAAGCUAUCGUCCAAACUACGGACACACUAACGUCCGUUGGUGGCGGAUCUGUGAAGUACGUGAACGCAGCACCGCACCGUAUUGUAUCCAGCUCGAUUUUCAGAAAGCACAGCAAUGUCAAGCCAGCCAAGUACAACAAGUUCAAGACACGCCGCCCGUCGACCCCGCCUACCCGUGCGCCAACAGAACUUACUGUUGUUGUCAAGGCAGCCUGGUUCGGCGACGCUCCUCACGUCAGUGUGUACUCGGGCAUUGGGAACUCAAUUUUCAUUGACGGAACAGGGUUCGCAGUGGCCAAUAUCCCAGCCUAUCAGCGCGGUGUCGGAUUUUUUGGAUACGCGCCUCUAGCGUAA